AUGGCGUCAGCAGCACACUUCUCAGAGGAGGAGAUGGCAGAGCUACAAGAGGCUUUUGGCAAAGUUGAUAUCAGUGGGAGUGGGUUCAUUCAUGCCAAUGAUCUGACAGAUGUGUUGAAGGCAGCCAAUCUCCCUCUGCCAGGAUAUAAAGCCAGAGAACUCAUUCAGAAUUUGACAACCGCAGGGAACGGCAGGAUCAGUUUUGAUGAAUUUAUUUCAAUUUUCCAAAACCUGAAGAGUGACGACGUUGCUAAGUCAUUCCGAAAACAAAUCAACAAAAAGGAGGGGAUCUGUGCUAUUGGUGGGACAUCUGAGCAGUCCAGUGCUGGCACACAACACUCUUACUCAGAGGAAGAAAAGUAUGCUUUUGUCAACUGGAUUAAUAAAGCCCUUGAGAAGGACCCUGACUGUAAGCACGUGGUGCCAAUGAAUCCAGAAACAGAUGACCUCUUCCAGGCAGUCGGUGAUGGCAUAGUGCUUUGUAAGAUGAUCAACUUUUCAGUGCCAGAUACCAUUGAUGAGAGAACAAUCAACAAAAAGAAACUCACACCCUUCACAAUACAGGAAAAUCUGAACCUGGCUCUGAACUCUGCUUCAGCCAUUGGGUGCCAUGUUGUUAACAUUGGAGCUGAAGACUUGAAAGAAGGGAAACCUUACCUGGUUCUGGGUCUUUUAUGGCAAGUCAUCAAAAUUGGACUCUUUGCUGACAUAGAGAUCAGCAGGAAUGAAGCCUUGAUUGCUCUUCUGAGAGAAGGAGAGAGUCUGGAGGAUCUGAUGAAGCUGUCUCCAGAGGAACUGCUGCUGAGGUGGGCAAACUACCACCUGGAGAAUGCAGGAUGCAAUAAAGUUGGCAACUUCAGCACAGAUAUCAAGAAGCCUGACUUCUACAGCAUUAUAAAGGACUCAAGAGCUUAUUACCAUUUGCUGAACCAAGUUGCCCCUAAGGGAGAUGAAGAAGGCAUUCCAGCUAUUACUAUUGACAUGUCAGGAUUAAGGGAGAAGGACGAUGUCCAGCGAGCAGAGUGCAUGCUGCAGCAGGCAGAGCGCCUGGGCUGCCGGCAGUUCGUCACCGCCACGGACGUCGUCCGGGGGAACCCAAAGCUGAACUUGGCCUUCAUCGCCAACUUGUUCAACAAAUACCCUGCCCUGCAUAAGCCAGAGAACCAAGACAUCGACUGGAGCUCUAUUGAAGGUGAGACAAGGGAAGAGAGGACAUUCAGGAACUGGAUGAACUCCCUAGGUGUUAAUCCACGUGUAAACCACUUAUAUAGUGACCUAUCAGAUGCCUUGGUUAUCUUCCAGCUCUAUGAAAAGAUCAAAGUGCCAGUAGACUGGAACAGAGUGAACAAACCACCAUAUCCUAAACUGGGUGGCAAUAUGAAGAAGCUUGAAAACUGCAACUAUGCAGUGGAACUGGGAAAGAAUCAAGCCAAAUUUUCCCUUGUUGGCAUUGCUGGGCAAGAUCUGAAUGAAGGAAAUCGUACGCUCACACUGGCCUUAGUCUGGCAGCUGAUGAGAAGGUAUACCUUGAAUAUCCUUGAAGACAUUGGUGGUGGAGAGAAGGUCAAUGACGAAAUCAUUGUCAGCUGGGUCAACAAAACACUUACUGCAGCUGGGAAGGAUUCAACCAUCUCCAGUUUCAAGGACAGCAAAAUCAGCACCAGCAUGCCAGUCCUGGAUCUCAUUGAUGCCAUUCAACCAGGGUCAAUCAAAUAUGACCUCUUGAAAACAGAGGAUUUGAAUGAUGAGGAGAAACUAAAUAAUGCUAAAUAUGCCAUCUCUAUGGCGAGAAAAAUUGGAGCAAGAGUCUACGCCCUUCCCGAAGACCUGGUUGAAGUAAAACCCAAAAUGGUCAUGACAGUGUUUGCUUGCCUUAUGGGCAAAGGCAUGAAGGAAGUUUAA
Molecule: messenger RNA, 1902 nt
Organism: Indicator indicator
Lineage: Eukaryota; Metazoa; Chordata; Aves; Piciformes; Indicatoridae
Gene: LCP1
Product: lymphocyte cytosolic protein 1
Exons: 16
Coding region: 1-1902 (633 amino acids)
Biological process (GO): actin filament bundle assembly; actin filament network formation
Cellular component (GO): cytoplasm; actin filament bundle; actin filament
Molecular function (GO): calcium ion binding; actin filament binding
Source: RefSeq, a predicted model, not a curated record